UACUCAUAGCUAGGAAACACAAAUCAGAGUGGAAUGUGGAAGUCAUUACGUCUCUAGAGAAUGCUGGGCAAAAUUAAUAUGAAAGGGAAGCGGGAGCCACAGUCGCAAAAUCUACUGCAAUCCACUCGCGGACUCGGAUUCUUCCACAAGCAAUCGGAGCUGAUGAUAAUGCUGCCAGAAGUUCCAAAGCUGCGAAACAUAUUUGACCUGUUCGUAGUUAAUGGCAAUGGAACAGGAGCUAAGAGUGGAGCAGGAGCAGAAACGGAAGCAGGAGCAGAGGGCUUGGAUCCUGCAGCCAGCAUAGAACUGUCGGAUGUGGCGGACUGCCUCCGCACCAUGGGCCUGAGUCCAAGUGACCACUGGCUGGCCACUCGCCUGGCGGAGCACCUGCGUCGGCGAGAGGCAACGGGACCGGUGGGAGCGGCGUUCUCCCAACGAGCGUUCUUUGAGCUGGUGCUCACACUCUAUUGCCAGAUGGCCGACGAGGACGAAGGUCCCUCAGCCGAGGACGCGCUACAGGUCCUGCGCAGCCGCGAUCCAAGGGGCACUGGAGUGUUGCCCUACUCCGAGCUGCGCCACAUGCUGACCACCAUGGGCGACCGGCUGGACGAGGCGGAGGUCUUCAGCCUGCUGCACUGCGCCUCGGACAUCGCCGGCAAUGUGCACUACGAGCACCUGGUGCACCAGGUGUUCGCCAAGGACGAGCAGGCGGAGGAGCGUCUCCUGCAGGCCCGGCUCUACUUGCAGGCGGUGGGGCGCAAUGCCAUCGACAUGGACAUGGUCAAGAGGGAUGAGUUCAUCGACGCCCUCCGCCGCUCGGAUCCCAUGCGCUCCGGAUUUAUUGAGCCGAAGCGCCUGCUGGAGCUGCUGAAUCGGAACGAGGAGCGUUUCACCGACGAGGAGCUGCAGCUCCUUACCCAGGGAAUGGAGGAUACCAAGUGUGAGCGGGGCAUAAACUACCGCCGCUUUCUGCAGUUCAUCAUGAAUGAGUAGAUCCUUUAGGAGCGCAACGGAUUCGGUCAAACAGAAACUGUGAUGGCACUGGCCAAUUCUAUUUAUAGAACUCCCUCUAUGUGUCAAGAAAACGUCAGAAUACCUACAAUUUUUAAAGUAA
Messenger RNA from Drosophila suzukii, 1114 nucleotides. RefSeq lists its product as uncharacterized. Gene Ontology annotation, molecular function: myosin heavy chain binding; calcium ion binding. The record is from RefSeq and is a predicted model, not a curated record. Gene Ontology annotation, cellular component: myosin II complex. Lineage: Eukaryota; Metazoa; Arthropoda; Insecta; Diptera; Drosophilidae.